Molecule: messenger RNA, 956 nt
Organism: Musca domestica (house fly)
Lineage: Eukaryota; Metazoa; Arthropoda; Insecta; Diptera; Muscidae
Gene: wrm1
Exons: 3
Coding region: 408-881 (157 amino acids)
Source: RefSeq, a predicted model, not a curated record
GCUUCAUUCAUAAUUUCUAUUUAUUGAUACUCGACUCGAAUGUAUUUGUUUUUGCUCGUGUAAGUUUUCCCAAAAUAUCCUAGAAAUUACAACGAGAAGACUUGAAAAUAAUAUAAAAAUUAUUAAAAAAGAUUGCCAGCCACCAAGCUGCAGUGUAAGAACACAUUCCCAGAUCAAACAAUUCCGAUUUGAAUUGCCACCAUCCAAGCGCAAAUGUACCAAUACAUGCAUACACACAAACUCGCAUUUACGUUGGAGCUGUUUAUGAAUUUAUUACAACAAUAGGACAACAUUCUUGUUGUUGUACUCAAGAAAUUUUUCGUUUUCUUCAUCGCUUCAACUUCUUCUGCCUAUCAUUUUGGCUUCUAUCGCCACCACUGGGGUGAUUGUGUACUACGCCACAUACUAUGUCAACAAUCGACGAACGUACAGCCUAUAAAAAUAAUCCCUAUUUCACUGGACACAUUUAUGGAAAUUUCUCACCGUUUUAUGUGACCAUAGCUGUCUGUACGGUUGUUUUUAGUGCAAUAAUUUUGAUCAAUAUCAUACUUGGUUGCUGUUCAAAGCAUCGUAAAUACUGGCAGGAUAGACAUACAGGCAAUCGUUGGCUCGUAUCAAUUUGGUCGGCAACGCCACAUAAUCAACCACCAUUGGAUUUGACAGAAUUGAAAGACGCAUCGUAUUUCCAAAAGCUGCAGCCCGCACAACGCAUUUUCCCCGAAGAUAUCGAGGCGCAAGGUGAAGAAGUACCCAUACAUCAGUAUCAGCAACAACAACACCAAAGUCGUCCCCCACGCCCCGAAGGACGAAGUCUACACCAACAGCAAAGGCAUCGUGAGGAGUACGUUGAAUUACAAACCAAACGUGAAAGCGAUAUAUAAAUUUGAAAGAAGCUAACUCAAAGAAGAAAACAACAACAUAUCAACUUGUUUUUUUAAGACUAAAACAAACAAAAA